UUACUAAAGAAAUCUAAACAUCCCGAAGGGUGCCCACCGUGGUGCAGUGGCUGUUGAUGAUGGCUCUGCAGACCCGGGCUCACAUCAAUGCCAGUGUGAGGUCUGCGUGUUCUCCCUGUGCUCAGCUGGCUUAGUCAUCUUGACUCUGAUGUGAAUGAAAAGUGGACGAGUCUGUCAAAGACCACCGUCUGGUCCAGGGUGGGUUCUCAGGCUGGGCACUGAUGAGCCUGAACCGGACUGCUGGCUUAGGAAUUGAACAGACAGAUUGGCAUUAAAGUGAAGAUUCAGCACAAGUAUGCCACAGGGCCAGCCUGGCAUGAAUCAGGGCAAUGCCAAGCACUUUCUUAUCUCAUUUGGCCGUUUAUUGUAUUCAAUCCACUGUACCCUCUUUACGGUGCCCGUGCCCACUGCAUUCACAAGAGGACUUGGCAUGAAGGCGUCCCUGAAACCCAGCAGGCAGGCUGCCAUUUGCACUGCUGGGGGACAGCAGUGCCACCUGCGUGUCAAGUCAGGACGUGGUGGUGACGUUCGUCAGUCACACGAGCACGGGUUCAAUCACAGCCGUCUGUGGGACGAUCGCACCUGGGACAGGACAUGGGAAGCGUCACAAGAGACAGCCAGCGGGCAGAGUGGGCAGAGUGGGCAGAGUGAUGUCACGGGUGACGUCCGGUGAGGGUCUGAGCGAUCAGGGCGUGGCUGCCUUCCCUUUUCAUGUGCGGCCUCUUUGAUGUCAGUCAGCUGGUCGUUGUCGAGCCCGCUAGAUCCUAACACAGGGUCACGGGGUCUGCUGGAGCCAAUCCCAGCAGCACAGGGCACAAGGCAGGAAACAAACCCCAAACUGCGGAGUGAAAGUGGGGAUCACGUGACACAUUCCGCUCCGAACCUGGCAGGCUGGUGAGACUGGGCACUGCGACUGGUCGCCAAUGUAGUGAUGUGCCCAGUAUCUACAGGCUGGCAGUAAAUUGUCCCCUUUCUUUUUUUUGAACUAAUUGCUUUAUCUUUCAGAUUUACGCACAUUUAAAACCAGACGCGAUCCGAAAAAAAUGAAAAGAAGACAACUUGAUUUCUACGUAAAAAGCGGAGAGGAUGGCGGGGCAGAUGUUAGAGCGGAGAGGACGUACAAGAUGGCGGGGCAGAUGUUAGAGCCGAGGCUGGCGCUUCGCUGCUCCGACUUUGACUUCUCUUUCUGUCGACCUUCACUGCAGUAGAAGUCGUUUUCAUGUAGCGCCCUUCACCGAGCACGCACGCACACAGAGCUCCUCGUGUAAAAGCCAAGCAGAGACUUUAGAAAUAAAUAAAUUCACAAGCAGCACUCAGAAAGACGAAACGACGUUCUGCGAAAACGACCAGCAGCACCCGUCUGCCCGUUAAUGAAGAAAAGGAAAAGCGUCCACGACAAUCCGAACGAAAUGAAGUUCACUAAACGUCCUGCCAGCUCUGCAAAGGCUUCCGUGGACCACAAUGCAACAAAAAGGGGCGGCGCAUUAUGCAGAUCAGCACACACAAUUAUGCAAAUACGGGACGAUUGGUUUAUUUGAAGUUGAAUGAAACGAACCCAAGUGUUUGUAGUGAAAAUGGCCACAGCACGUCCAAUCUGAGGGCGAGUGACAUGAUGACAACAAGUCACCCCUUUGUAACACUUUAGAGAUUCGCGUCACUAGAUGGACGAGCGGCAGCACGCCGAUCCUUUUGGGUUCGACUCGCUGAAGUCUGCGGUGUCAGGUGAACGUCGCCGUUGAUUCGGUGCCUUCAGUGCUUUUACUUGUCAGUGCCACCCGCUCUUUAGCCUUCCCUUUUCUGUCGUCGUGUCGCACAUUGCAGCCCAUCUCCUGUCUGGCCUGGCACCACGAUGCCAGGCUCUCCAGCUCCUGAACUCUGUUAGAAAUGAGAGGCGACACAAUCUUGACAAUGGAGUGCAGUCCCAGCUGUGAAGGGAAUACAGCAGGGGACACGGGACACACCCUUGAGGGGCUCCGGAUGACAGUACAGGAGACUCGACAAUCCCACCCUCGCCACCACUCGGAGAGUCCAAAACGCCUCCAUGACUUUUGUCGUUCGGUCGUUCGCCCCACCGGCAGGAGGGCGGUUUGCUUCUGGGACAAUGGCAGACUUCUUCAAACUUGUGGGGACCACUGACUGACUGGGAAUGUCCCACCGCCGUCUUGAAAUGCGAGAUUAGGAGUUUCGACUCAGCUGUAAUACAAUUUAAUGUAAAAAAAUAUGAAGUGAGUCUGAUGGAGAGUUAAAGUCUUUAAUGGAGUUUUAAAAUCUAAAGCACUUAAGGCCCCUUCUGCCAGUGAACGACAGAUAAUAAUCUCCGUUAAGACUCCCUGAUGGGUUUAUUAAUCCAAAUUAAACUAACCAUUGAUUUAAAUAAGUGAGGUCGGUACCCCAAAACAGGUGAACCCUAAAGCGGUCUGGAUAAAGACGCACAUUGAGAUGAAAGGACCGGAGCGCCGAGACAGGCCUCGCGAGAAGCCCACGGCGAGACCAGAAAGGCGCUAUAUAAAUAAAGGUUUUAUGAUGAUGACCGUAUAAAAGGAUAAAACGUGAGAUGCUGUCUAAUAUUUGAUUUUCUGUGACUCUAUCACUGAGGGCAGGGAUGCAGCAGAGGUGCCAUCACUUGAGACGAGUUCACCUUUAGACACACACGCACACGCACACGCACACGCACACGCACACGCACACGCACACGCACACACUCCGGCUGCAGACAUCAAAUGGCCUUCUCAGCUCCUGACUGCGCGGGCGGCCAUCGGCUGAAUGUCAACAUUUCAUUUCUUCAUCCCGUUUCUGAACACCCUGACGAUCUGCUUUUCAGAAUUUGUGCGUCAAUGACGUGUGCGAGCAGACCUGCGCUCGGCGGCCAUCCUGUCGCCUGUCCUCAAUGUCACCAACGCCAAAUAGACCGAGAACGUUAAAAGUAAAAGAAUGUUCAGCUCUGCCAAAAGCUUUGUAAAAGUCCAACAUAAAGAGAAGCGAUCCACGUCAAUACAUCCCUGGUGGUCUGUAAGAUGUGACACUGGCGUCGCAUCAAUGUCGUCUUUUUAUAAAGCCCCUCAAUAGCGGACUCAGGUUCUGCUGUGGGACUUUCCCCCCACCCGCAUUAAUCAAAGCGACAUGUCAGCAAGGGAUCUUAAUUGUUUUUGGGGGUUAAAGCUUUUCAGCCUGAGCAAAUGACGUAGGUAAGACCCCCAAGUCAAUGAAUGUUUCCCCCCGGAAUCUCGUGACUGGACGGCAGCUGACGAAACGCGACCUAAAAGUAAAUACAUAAAUGCAUCAAUAAAAUAAAUCUCCACCAUCUAUGUAUGUGUUUCUUUAUUGAUUUGAGCCAAGGAUCCAUUGAUUGAUUGAUUUUAUCAAGUCAAGUUUCAUCUUACUUUGAUAAGCCGGACGAGUCACAGGGCGUCACCCUGCGCGCCGACCACGCCCCUCGCCGAGCUACUCCAAUAGCCACGCUGUAUGCAAAUGAGGCCUCACUUCUCCCCUGCGCGGAGUGCCCGCGGCUCCCCAUUCUGAGCAGACGAGCGCGGAGGCGGACGCGGAGCUCCACGAUGCACGAGCAGUUCAGGUCGCCCAGGAAAGACGCGCUGGAGCUUCACAAGGCGGCGAUGGAAGGAGACCUCGAGAAGAUCAGGGAGCUCCUGCCGCGCAGCGACAUCAACAUGCGCAACGGCUGUAACAGGACGCCAUUGCAUGUCGCCGCAGCCGAGGGACACGUGGACGUCGUGCGUCUCCUCGCGGAGCAUAAGGCGGAUCUCGACCUGUGGGACAAUCACGGAGAGACGCCUCUGCUGACGGCCAUCGCCCGUCAGAAGCGGGAGUGUGUCUUUGUGCUGCUGGACCUCGGUGCCGACCCUGGCAUCGUCAAUCACCACGGCGACAGUGUCAUGCACCACGCAGCCAUGAUGGCCGACAUUCCUCUGGUGGAGCGCCUCAUAGAGUACUACAAAGUGAUCAACAACAUCAGCUUCCAGAACAAGGACCUCUUCACUCCGCUGCACCUGGCGGUCGCACGCAAUCACGACGAGACGGCCGAGUUCUUGCUGGAGAUGGGAGCCAACGAAAACUCCCAGUCUCUGUGCAAACGGACUCCCCUGAUGCUGGCGGCCACCUAUGGCUACCCGAAGAUGGUGCGGCUGCUCCUGCAGUACAAUGUCGACUUGUCACUCAAGGAUUCUGAGGGUCGCACUGCCACCGAAUUGGCUACACUGCAUGGACAUUAUGACUGUGCCUAUCUGCUCACCCAGUGUGCAUCCUUGAGCGCUGGCAAGUGCCGCUGUUACCGCUGCUUGGACAAAAACAUCCCCAUUGAGCACAUCAGGAGACGGGCGCUGCUGAGGAAAAAACAGCGGCUAAGGAAGGACGAGAAGGAGAAGCAGGAGGACCUCCAUGUUGGGGUGUUGGACAUGAUCCGUGAGGACUACAAGGAUGAGGUGGAGCUGCUGGACCGCCUGAAGAUGGAGCAGGAGCGGGCCGUGCAGCACGUCCGCUCAGGAAAGCCCAAGAACAAACAACUGAAGGAAGACAUCGAGCAGCUGACGGAUCAGAUCCGAGAGCUUCAGAAAGUGGAGAACCAGAGACGGAGCUGACGCAGCUGCAGGGCGAGCAGGAUGACACGGAGAUGUUGGCGCAGAGCGUGAACCUCCAGUGCUUUGAUGAAGCUCAUGGCUCAUCGGCGAAGUCGACUUCGGCAAGACGGCAUCUAAGGGCAGCCUCAAGACGACAGUCCAACCCAGGGGAGGAGAGCAUCACCAUGCUGUUACAGGAUGAGAUCGAAAGUCUGCAGAUAAAGAAGAAGCUGAUCAGGAUGGCAUCAGAGGGAACCGCGAAGGCAGCUGCCCUGUUGUCCGAUGGCUGUGCUCACCAUUAGUUGGGUGUCACCAGGGUGACAGGGACAAGCCUGGCGAUGCUGCACUGCAGGUUUACUGGACCACCGGGCCGGGUGAGCUGAAGAGGGUCCUUCAUUACCCCUCCACACAGGGCACCUCAUAUGAUGAUGGCUUUAGUGAAGAUGAGUACCUGGCCAGACUUGACCUUCAUGAUGAACGACAUCGAUGACGAGGACGCGGCUUGCUAUUACUGUACAGUUUGGGAUGCAUGGCGAGUGACAAAAGGGAGUCAUGAGUCUCAAAGGUGGUGGUCUUCAUGAGCUGUGAUAGCUCAACAAUUCAAAGGGGGGGCACCGCUGAUUACUGUUAUCUGGUUAAUCAAUAAAUGUGUAAGGCGUCA
Molecule: messenger RNA, 5232 nt
Organism: Erpetoichthys calabaricus (reedfish)
Lineage: Eukaryota; Metazoa; Chordata; Cladistia; Polypteriformes; Polypteridae
Product: ankyrin repeat domain-containing protein 7-like
Exons: 12
Coding region: 3555-4592 (345 amino acids)
Molecular function (GO): protein binding
Source: RefSeq, a predicted model, not a curated record